GUCUGCAGGCAGCCUCAACAUUUCGAUGUGACCCUAGAGGACCAUAGGAGAGAUUACCACAGACCGUAAGUCAACACAAUACCACGGAGACUCUAUGUACGCUUGAGCGAUCCACCGUGUGCUUGUAAUUGUAGGAACACCAGUCCACGUAAACACGACCGGGCCACAUAGUGCACUGACGGCCCUGCCACUCUGCAUGUGUGAUUUCACUUCGACAGGAAGUCACCUGGUCUGUUUUUGGUGGGAAGUUUUUACAGCACAAAUCUUUGCAGUUAUUGAGACGUUCAUAUCUUUGCAUAACUGUGCGGUGACUGUACACACAGGCGGCGAUCGGCUGCACUUUAGCCCCGUGGAGUUGUGUGCCGCAGUGCGAGUGCUCGCUUGCGCAAGCUUGCACCAGCUCUAUGCUUGUACACAGUGUAGGAUAGGAUGAGCUUUCGUGAGAUCAGCAGGUGCAAGAAAUGUGCUCUUUCAACGUGUUGAAUGGGCAACCAAGUGAAUACAUUCUUGGAAUGCUCCCCCAGGGCAUCAAACUCUAAGAGUUAGAAAAAAAGGGCCAUGCAGGGCUGAGUCAUCAUUAACGUCCAGGGGCCUAGAUCCAAGAGGAGUGCAGCAUCUUGGUCGCUCUGGGAUGUUGCCGGUUUGAUGGAUUAAUAAGGAGGACAUUUCUGGCACUUACACAUCUCAAUAUCUCUGCCUCAUUUGCCUCGGCAACAGCCGGUGUGGAAUGCUGCGGAUCUCCCUCACCGAACCACAUCAGCACGUUACUGUUUUGUCUGAUACAUGUAAGAAUAAACAAUAUCCAGCAAGAAUUUGUUUACGAAGUGCGGCUGUAUUAAGCUGUUCACAGUCAUCGUGCCAAAAGACUGAUAAGAAUCGGUGGCCGUAAAUAGCAGAUGGGAUUUGUUGGAAUUUGUCCGUCUGCAUCACUGGAAUAUUGUGAUUUCUAUUGAGUGGAUAAAUUGCUACAGGACAGCACUGCUCAUUGUACAGUUUGGAUGAUAUGUAUACUACGACUUGCAUCUGCUUUGCAAUCAAACUGGAUAUUUACAUCUUUGAUGCUAGAGUGAAUAUUUGAGAUUCAUCAUCGUGUGAAGUUGUAACACAAAAAAUGUGUAUAAAAUCCUUAACAAGACAGGACAAUUACAAUGUUUCCCUUGAACUCGUGAAUGCAAAGUCAUCUAUUCUAUGGGACUGUAAUUGAUUUGCAGGCUGCAUGCCUUGGAAUGCAAGUACUUGUACUGCCGAAAGUCAGUUUGAAUUUUACACAGACGAACUUUGAAAUGACACUGUUGUUCUUCAGGAGUUUGUUGGAGGAUAAAGAGUACGUGUACUUUGUGAGAGAAUAAGUGAAAUGCAGAACAUCAUGGAUAAAUACAAAUUCGCCAAAGAGAACUUCCGUCACAAUUUUUCUGUCACCUUUUUGUUGGUGGUUGUGAGUGUUCAGUGUGUUGUUGUGCAGGCUCUGUUGACAUCUAAUGUUUCCUUCUCCAUGGAGCCAGUCAGUACCUGUCUAAACUUCUACUCCAUGCCUCUUCCCCCGCCGGUGUUCUACUGUAAAGUUGAAGGAUUAAAGGUGGGCAUGCAGGUACUGUGGCUUCGAAAUGAUGCUAUCAUUGGACCAGAAGAUUAUGACAAUGGAGAUUUUGUCUUGAUGGAAAAUCUUGCUGAGAGGAUCUAUGAACUCAAGAUUCAGCGAAAAAUUACUUGGAACGAUGAUCGUAGUCGGUACACCUGUGCUGUUUAUCGUGUUACCAAUUCAUCAGACCAAUCAGAGUGGACUUUAUUAAAGCAUUCACAUGUGGCAAAACUUAAGGUCAACUUCUAUGUCCCUGAGAGGAAAUAUCCAGAAUGCUCUAUACGUGUGGCUCAGCCCUCAUCACCCUCAUCAUCAUCUGCCAAAGUAACAGCAUACGAAGAUGGUAGAGGCUUUACAAUAGUUUGCUGCUCUGAGAUAGUGCAUCCUGAGCUGAGUUUGGUCUGGCAGAGAGGAAAUAACAAAGGGAUGGUGGAACUGGCACGUCUGAAUACCUCGCGUGAAAGUGCAAAAGAUCAGAAUGUGUGUCUUACUCUUGAUGUCACCGAUCAUCAGAGUGAAUAUACUUAUAGCUGUCAUCUCACCAUUGCACGAGCUCCAAUCAGAACCGAGUGUCGGAAGAAAUUUCAAGCGUCAAAUGACACGAUAUGGCAUGAGAAACAAGAGCGUACUUGCAGCUUUCGAGAUCGAGGUAUCAACCUUCUUCAGCAGAACACGGCCAGUGUCGAGAACGAUGCAGCAUUCACCUGCUACUCCAAGGGAGCCAUCAAAUUCCUAUGGCAAUUUUCCCCAAGGUUAGACAGGAACAAGAACCAGUACCACCUUUCCGACGAUGGGGCUUCAGUCUUACUCAACCUUGACAGUCUCAGCCACAUGCAAUACAACAUCACCUGUGUGGCUGUUGGAGAGAACAGCAUUGGAUCCCGUUCCCUAAUCAUCGAGAUCAGUCCGUCUGACUCCAGAGUCCAGAGCAUUAGGAUUGUGGCCAUAACCCUUGGAGUGCUUGUGGUACUUGUCAUGAUCCUCCUCAUUCUCUACGCUGUCAAGACCAGACUCCUGGAUCGUAGCAAAAAUGACCACAUCAGAGGACUCACCCCGCAGGAGAUGAGAGCUCGAAUUCAGAUUCGCCGCAACGUUGCUGGAAACUCUGGGGGGAUAUACACCUUUCCCUCAUCACGGAUGGCCAGUUCGAGCAUCACGCCGCUGAUGGAAGGACCGGAGGAAAUGGUGACUACAGUCGAGCAUGAACGCCCUCCAAGUCCAAGGCCACCACGCCCAGGAAUGAUGCGACCGGGAAGCCAUCUGCCAGUGCAGGGAGCAGUCGGUGGCAUCAUUCUUGACGAAGAAGAGAUGGUGGAGUGCGAGUAUCGAGAUGAGUCCGAGGAGGAGGAAUUUGAGUUUGAUCCAAAGAAAAUGAAUGUGGAAGGACUGCAGUAUGCCGAUUUGGAGUUCAGCGAGGAUGAGGACGAUAUCAAAGAUACAGUUGAGGAUGACUCGGAAUCAGGGGAUGACGAGAGGAACAAAAAGAGCAAUGGUGCCCCCCCAGUAGGGAAACCAAAGAUAGACUACGCCAACAUCGUGCACUUUGACCCACGUAGGAACAGUGAGCCUCGAAGGGACAGUGAUUCACGCUGGAGCACUGCUGAUCCAUGGAAGAAGAACACAAAUAUUUAAGACUUGAUGCACUUGUAACUCGAAAGCCAUCAGAAGUUCAACAUGGUAGGAUUCUGUUACCCUUCGGUGGAGCUAUAUGGUUAUGAAUACAUCAACUGUUGUGUGUUGAUGUUUUUAUCCUUAAAUAAUCAGUUCUCAAAUCGUUUAUGUACUUUCAUCUCUUUCAAUAUGUUUUUUAUAAAUCUGGGUGAGUAGGGCUAAGGCCUAAGGGGACUCACAUGUGGCCAGGACCUUCCACAAUUGGAAACUCUUAAGUUUUCUAGUGCUUGACAGCUCUGUUAUAAUUUCUAAAACUUGAAGGUAGCAUGACUAUUGGCCAGAUAAUUCUGAGUAACCAAAUGUAAACUUGGGUUUAAAGAAGCAGCGUGUUUUAAAUGUCAUUGUUGCCUUAUAUGCAUGACCUAUCAAUGGUGAAUGAGAGCGCCAGACUUGCCAACUUUUUAUAAUUACCAAUUUGCUCAUAACACAUACUCGAUUUAUUUUGAAGUUUUGAAACUAAAAUCUUUCAAAACACAGUUUUGUUCAAGUAAUUUUGUAAUUUCGGUUAAUUACAACUAUCCAGUCCCAGAAUUUGGAUCCUGUUCCAGAUAAGAAUGUGUGGUACCUGGUUUAGGGUAUUAUAACCAUGCUUGUCUUUGAUAUCAAAUUUCUGUGGAUUAAUUCGAACCAUGUUCACAUGCCUACUCCUUUACCUUAUUGUACCAACUGUCUGGUGCCCUCAUGUGAUUGAGUUUAACAAAAGACAACACCGAGGCAAAAAAGGCUUCACUGAAAAUGGUCUGUGUGCUUAUGUUUGAGCUUGAGGUUUCUGUAUUAAGAAGGUGAACAUUUUUGGAGAGGUAUUCUUUGUUUUAUAAACUGUCCAAGGAGGGAUAGGUACACGUGGUAAUUAUUUUGUACUGAGAAAAGUAACAGUAAUUUGCCUGUAUUCAGAACAAAAAUUAGUCAAUAUUUGUCUUGUGAACGCUGCAGAUGUAGACCCUUAGAUACAUAUACAUGUGUCAUUCCAUGAGGUUGGGGCACAGUUUGUGAUGGUGUCAAUUGUGUCAUGGCUUCUGUAAAAAUGAAGUCAUUCCCCUGCGUGUGGAUUCCAAAUUGACAUUGUUGAUACAACAUCUUGCAGGGUUGCAUACACAGAUAUCUGUUAUUUUUGCAGAAUAAAUGACCUACAUGUACAGAUCAUGAUAGGUGGUAAAAAUUACCGAUGUAACAAGGAUACCGUCACAAAUUGUGGCCAACCUCAUUGAAUGACCCAUGCGUGUAGUACAUGUAGUAUCACAUGUAUCCUUAGAUGUCUGAGAAACCCAACAUAACUCAACUGUAGUCUGUAGCUUACUAUUAACACGUUAGUUCUGACAUGAAGUAUUCAUUUCAUGUACUCUUUCAAUGCAUCUGAAAUUCCAAACAUCUCUUUAGUGACAAAUAUAAACUCUUUAUUAAGCCAACUGACAAAUCUAACUCAUAUAUUAUUCUGACGAUGAGACAUGCUUCAAAAAAAUUUUGCUGUAAAUACCAUGCACCUUUAAAUCUUUGUUUUAUAGACAUAUAGUCCUAAAAUUUGUUCACUUUUCACUGUAGGGACUGAAAUUCGUUUUCUUUGUUUGUGUUUCAAGACAAAAUGUGUUGUUUUCCCGAAAGGGACACCCUCCAAAUUGAAGAAGUACAUGUAGAUUGCAGAUGAAGUAAAUAUGCUUAACACAACACAUCGUUCUGAAUUUGGACUUUCCCAUAAAAAAGGCAGAAAGCUUAAUUUUUGUUUGACAUUAUGAGAAAUGCUGAAGAACUUUCAUACCAAGAAUGCUUAGGCCUACAUUUUAUGUUUUUGCCCACCUCUGUCUUGUUUUGUUAAUCAAAUUGUGUCAAAUCAAAGGUAUGCAUUUAUAAUCGAUUUGUUGUCUACCUUAAAGUAAAACUGAAAACGCA
Acanthaster planci (crown-of-thorns starfish) is the source of this 5134-nucleotide messenger RNA. RefSeq lists its product as uncharacterized. Lineage: Eukaryota; Metazoa; Echinodermata; Asteroidea; Valvatida; Acanthasteridae. The record is from RefSeq and is a predicted model, not a curated record.